Stomoxys calcitrans (stable fly) is the source of this 747-nucleotide messenger RNA. RefSeq lists its product as uncharacterized. The coding region runs from base 106 to 615 and encodes 169 amino acids. Lineage: Eukaryota; Metazoa; Arthropoda; Insecta; Diptera; Muscidae. The transcript is spliced from 4 exons. The record is from RefSeq and is a predicted model, not a curated record.
CAGAAAAACAUUUUCACUAUAUAAGCCUCGAGUUUUUAGAAACAUCAAGGACUUUGUUUUUUAGAAAUUCUGCUAGCGUUAUAGAUUUUUUAGCGCGAACAAAAGAUGAUGGACAAACUUCUCGUUCACAUAGCAUUAUUCACUGGAUUGUUGUAUGUGUCAUUGGCCUGUAAUGGCUACAAAGCUAAAUUAUUAAAAGUGGAAAACUGCGCAGGACCGGAUGCUAUUGUUACUAUAGAUGAAAACUUCUCUGUAAAGCUGAACAAGCAAUGCGAAAUUGUGCCCAAAGGAUGUGUGCAUACUAAGGCAUUUAACACCGCAGUUUCCAAUUACAAAGUGGUCAAGGAUGGUAUUACGCUGGCAGAGGGUCAAAUGGAUAUGUGUAGCAUGGCCAAUCAGAUUCCCGAUGAGGCUAAGCAAUAUGUAACAAUGUUUGGAGCUCCAUCAUCGUGUCCAGUAGUGGAGGAUAAUGUCUGUGGAAAUGAGAAUAAAAUUGAUUUGUCCAAAUAUAAGGGCAUGCUUAGUCUCGCGCGUGGUAAAAUAAUCGUUGAUUCGAAUAUAGAACAUGAUACUGGAAAAUCCUGUUUUCACAUCGAAAUGGAAAUAUCGAAAUAAUACGGAGACUAGCUUAGAAACCUUCCCAGGAUAUGUACUUGUUAUUUUUGUAUAUUUUAAUAUUUACGCAACUGUUUGUUAUAAAAUUAAUUUUUUGUUUAAUAAAUAAUGAACACUUAAGGGUUUGUGAAU